Molecule: messenger RNA, 925 nt
Organism: Biomphalaria glabrata
Lineage: Eukaryota; Metazoa; Mollusca; Gastropoda; Planorbidae
Exons: 5
Coding region: 275-730 (151 amino acids)
Source: RefSeq, a predicted model, not a curated record
GAUGAACAGGCUUUUCUUUAUGAAAAAAGCAUCUGAUUGCAAACAAAUAAAUAGAAAACUCUAGAUUCCUAGUUUAUACAAAUUAAUUGUAAAAAAUCAUUCAUGCAAAACUAUGAAGGAUCGAAAUCUCUAGCCUUCAUUUCAGACGACUAUUGGUGCUACAUUAAUGUCACAGUUUCCACAGUUCUAAGUGUUUUGGCUGACAUUUUACAACAAUAUAUUGAGUGUACUAGCAGCUACCAUGAGAGAGAACAUUGGCAUAUAAAUAUUCACUAUGACAUUCAUAGUCUUGGUUUGUUUUAUACAUCUUUCUAUUUGUCAAUCUCUAAUCAACGCAUUCAUUGUCGGCAACUUACUGGGUGUUCUACGACACUGGUGGUUUCAACAGUUGGACUACGUCAUCUACGACACGAACAUCACCAGCAUUUUAAUGAAAACAGCCUUAGAGCUUAGAGUGGCCGCCUAUGUUUCAAGAUAUGUCCAAUAUGCUGUGACCAGAUUAUUGGAAAGUUUGUCAUUUGAGACAGUCUACAUGGAUUGGGAACCCAGAAGCCUACGAACGCCGGAUCCGCCUCUGAUGUAUGUGGUCAUCUUCCUUUUGUUUAACUAUGUGCCAGAGGAGUGGCAUGCAUUUUUGGCGACCAUCUUCGAAUUUUUGCAAAAAGUUACUUACUCUUGUGCACCUUCAGAAAUGUACAGUUACUCUACCAGCAUGUACACACCCAGUUGAGAUUGCGUCAAAAGGGAGAUUACUGGUCUCUGGCGAAACAUGUAAUUGGGAUCGAAAGGAAGCUACAUCAAGAGAUGCACUUUAUUUUUUCAUAUUUUAAUUUUUUUUUCUUUACAUGCGCUUUCCAAAUAUAAUCCUGGCUAACUUAGAAAACUGGUAUUAAUUACUUUGAUGUCAAUAAAUUAUUACAUCGAA